Molecule: messenger RNA, 1247 nt
Organism: Diprion similis
Lineage: Eukaryota; Metazoa; Arthropoda; Insecta; Hymenoptera; Diprionidae
Gene: FucTC
Product: alpha-(1,3)-fucosyltransferase C-like
Exons: 3
Coding region: 1-1227 (408 amino acids)
Cellular component (GO): membrane
Molecular function (GO): alpha-(1->3)-fucosyltransferase activity
Source: RefSeq, a predicted model, not a curated record
AUGUCGAGAUUAAAACUAUGGAUAAUGGUAGCUUUGAUAAUAAUUUCCGUGACAGUGUCAUUGUUGAAUUUCGAAACACUAACAACAGCGUUGAGUGAAUACAAAGUGUCCAUGAGCGGCGGGAACUUAUCGAAAUCGAAAGCACCUCUAGGCGGUGAAAGCAUCAAACGUCGUAUCUUAUUGUGGACGAAGAUGUUCAGUGACGAUUGGUUCUACAUGGGUACAACCGGCCACUUCGAUAGCUGUCCAAAAAAGUACAAAAACUGCGAGUUGACGCGUUCCAGGGACCUCGUCGAUGUGACUAAAUUCGACGCGAUACUCUUCCAUGGUAACGAACUGCGCCUUGACGACCUUCCAGAAAAGAGGGAGCCCCACCAACGGUACGUUUACGUGAACCUCGAGAGUCCGGGCACGCGAAAGGACCCACUUAACAGCUACUUCGAAGACUUCUUCAACAUGACGAUGACUUACAAGCUCGACAGCGACAUAUUUUGGCCAUACAGACUGAUGCGGAACAUCGCUACUGGCCAGGUGGCCGCCCCUCUUGAACAUCCUGAAUGGCUCCAAGCCUUGGACAACUCGAUGAAGCCAAGUCUCAACGUGACGUUUGAAAGGAAGAAGAAGCCCAUCGCGUGGCUUGUCAGCAACUGCGAUACUCCGGGCAAACGCGAACUCUACGUUAACGAGCUUCAGAAGCAUGUGCAGGUCGACAUAAUCGGGGGAUGUGCGAGAUUCUUCAACGAUGCUCCCAAGUGUUCCAAGUCGAAGAACUGCUUCGCCGAUUUCAUUGAAAGAGAGUACUUCUUCUAUCUGUCGUUCGAGAAUUCCUUGUGCACGGAUUACGUCACGGAAAAAUUCUACAACGCUCUUGGGUACCAGAUUAUCCCAGUGGUUUAUGGCGGUGCAAAUUACACCAGAUUCGCACCACCGCAUUCGUAUAUAGACGCGAUGGACUUCGAUAGUCCAAAACAGUUGGCAGAAUUUUUGACAAGCUUAUCGAAAGACCGUGAAGAGUACUUGUCGUACUUUUGGUGGAAGAAGUUUUAUGAAAUAACUGAUCCGAACAAUUGGACCCUCUGCAACAUCUGUCGAUUACUCAAUAAGCUUGAUGGUCAGUCGAAAUCUUAUUCGCAUAUUAGCAGCUGGUAUGCGCAGGAUCAAUGCCCGAUUCAGAACAGAUUCUUCAACGGGAUGUUUGCCACGAAAGCGUCGAGAGAUCGUACAUGAGAAAAAAAGAAAAGCUGAAG